Coregonus clupeaformis (lake whitefish) is the source of this 4560-nucleotide messenger RNA. RefSeq lists its product as uncharacterized. Gene Ontology annotation, molecular function: zinc ion binding; ubiquitin-protein transferase activity. Bases 103 to 4263 code for a protein of 1386 amino acids. NCBI's taxonomy places the organism in Eukaryota, Metazoa, Chordata, Actinopteri, Salmoniformes, Salmonidae. The transcript has 18 exons. Gene Ontology annotation, cellular component: chromatin; nucleoplasm. Gene Ontology annotation, biological process: positive regulation of DNA-templated transcription. The record is from RefSeq and is a predicted model, not a curated record.
GCGAGAACGCCACAGAAAGAACACAACUUUUUUUUUUCUUCUGCCUUCGCGCCACACAACAUGUUUGUUGGAGUCUGAGACAGUUUAUAAUCGUUUGGUGAAAUGGUAUCUCCGAGAGCUGACAGGGGGACAACCUCACCUGUAACCGCGCGCCCUCUGUGGCCCCUCGAUGGUUGUGGUUUGUGUUGUACGGAAUUGAAGCCUGACAGAAAUCCUCAACUUCUACCAUGCCUACAUUCUGUGUGUCAGGAGUGUGUUCCCCAGAGUGAUUUCAAGACAGAAUGUCCGGUGUGUGGAAGGCAAUACACUUCUUCAGAAAUCAUUGACUAUCCUUUCCUCCCUACCUUUGCCUCUGAUUCAAAAACCUGGUGUGGGGGUUGUGAUGAGCCUGUGGUCUGUGGCUGGUGUGUAGAAUGUGACGAACCGCUCUGCUCUGUCUGUGUGGCAGCCCACAAGAGGGUGAAGUUAACACGCGACCAUAAUGUCCUACCCCAAUUACCUCCAGGUUUCAGCAGGACAGCGUUGUGUCCCGUCCAUAAGAGAGAGCAGAUGAAGUUUUUCUGUGUGACUUGUGAUCAGCUGACUUGCCGUGAUUGUCAGCUAACCUUCCACAGAGAACACAAGUACCAGUUUUCCCAGGACGCUUUACCAGAGCAGAGGAAAUGUUUACAGUAUCUAAUAGAGACUGUGAGGAUGCAGAGAGCGACUGUACAACAGAACCUGUUGGACCUGGAUGGACGGCUGUCUGACUUGGAGGAUCUGCAGGAGAGUGUGAGGGCGGAGGUCAAGGAUAUCCUCAAGGGCAUCUGGAGUGUCCUGGUGAAGAGAGCCAUGCAGCUUUCCAAGGAAAUGCAGGAUCACUGUUGGAAGGAGAGCGAGUGUGUCACAGAGAGACAGGCCCAACUUAGGAAGCUGGGAGAGAGGCAGGAAUAUGUGCUGGCCUUCACAGAGAAAGCCCUGAAGAGUGAGGAUCACACCUCCCUGUUAUCCUGCAAAAGACAGAUCCAGUCUCAGCUGCAAGCCGUUCUAGCCAAAAAAAACAGCACAGUGUCUACAAUGAAGGAGCUGAAGCUCCACUGUAGCCAGGACAUCCACCAAGCCCUUGGGUGUUUUGGGGAAAUUGUGACUAAGGAGGUCCCGUUUGCUCGGCUAAACCUGAGAAAGACUCUGGUUAGUCCCAUUCAAAUUAAUCCUCCCAAUAUUUCACUGGAACAGCAGAGAAACAGCAGAGCAUCCUCAGCAUUGUCACCUUCAUCCCAGGAAACCUCCAGUUUGUCAGCGGGAAAUGCUCCCCUCUCGGGACGUCAACCAACACUAAUGCGCUCGCUUUCUUGCCCCCAGUCCUCCCCCUUCCCCUAUCCCCAUGAACCAGAGAAACUGUCAUGUUACCACUUUUCCCCUGACUCUCGCAGACCCUCUUUACAGGCACUAUCCUCUUCCCGCUCUGACAGCCCUCUGUCCUUGUCCUCUACGGGAAACAAUGACUGCUCAUUAUUAUCAGGGUUUGUCCAGGACACCCUUGUCCCAUAUCAGGGUGGCUCCUCAAAGUCUGACCUGAUGGUGGAACUUGUUUCCCGGGCCUUUCAUGUCAAAAGGAAAGCAGGGGAUGUAAAUGUGGGUCCUCAAAUUAAACGAACUCGUUUGCAGCCCUUUAAGGUACCAGCGGACUCUCCAUGUGAGAGGGUUCCCCCUAUAGGUGCCGAAAAGCAGGCUGUGGACAUGGCUGCUACAGUUGUCUUGGAAAGAGAAGCUACACCCAACAUCACGGACCAGAAUGCAACGGCUCCAGUGUACAGACAAGAAGCUACUAAGGCUUCAGGCAGUAGUGUCACGACAGCCAAUCAGGUAGUUUUAGCUCCCUUCACACUCCCUGUCACGGGGAACUCUGUCACUUGGGGCAUGUCACCAGCUAAUGGCACUCUUUUUCCUGGCACCGUGAACACUCCCCCCAGCUUUGGAUGUGUAAGGGCUGUCCCCCCAUACUUGGUUUUGUCCAACAGCGCUCCAGUUUCCAGUCACACUGGCACUGUGUGCAGGCUUGACAAUGGAAGCCUGGUCUUCAUCCAUAAUGACAUGCCCUUUUUCAACAUCUUGAGCACUGUUAGAGGAGGUCAAAACCAAGUGCUAGCUGGUUCUGUCCCAGGAGGACUCUCCCCACCACGUCUGCCAGACCCCACCUCUCCAAAGAGCCCUAUGGAAGCUUCUCAGUCCACUGGUCCAAAAUAUCCAAUCAGAAUUAUUCGACGGGUAAAGAAUUAUAUUUCAACGGUCCAGGACACCAAGCUGCCCACCCAGGAUGCCACUGCUCAGUCAGGAUUGUGCAGAAAGGAUGAAGCCGCCUCUACUCUCCUCGUACAAACUACUAGUGCCCAGGCAGACUCUGUACAAAUGGAAAUUGCCCAGACCAACGUUGACCUCAUCCAGGUAGACCCUAAUCAGACAGUCUUUGCCAUGGAAGAAACCACGGAGACAGACAUUGUCCAGAAUAAAACUGCCCAGCCAGACUUUGUCCAGAAUGAGACCAACCAGGCCGAACUUGUCCAGACUGCAUCUGACCAGGCAGAACUUUUCCAGACUAAAACAGCCCAGAUGGAAAUUGUUCCUGCUCAAGUUGUUGGAAUCAAGGAGGAACAAACAUUACGGCAAGUUACAGGACCGAUGGAGUCUGUGAGGGCAGACAUGCUUGACCCCGACAUUGUGCAUACUGAAACUGACCAGACUGACUUUGUCAACGUAAGCACACAAGUAUCUGGGAUCAUGAUCAAGGAAGAACCGCCAGCCACAGACAGCUUAUCAGUUACAGGGCUAAUGGAACCCAUCUUAGCGAUCAUGCCUGACACUCUACCUACUGAAACCGUCCAGACUGACCCUGUCCACACAGAAAUGGUUCAUGCGAGUGAAACUGUGCAGAGGAAUUUUUUCCAGACUGAUAACCAGCCUGAAACUAUGCAGACGGACUCUGCCGAGACUGAAACUGUGCAGAAAGAAAUUGUCCAGUCGAACUUUAACCUGACUAAAACCGUGCAGACAGACCCUGUCCUGACUGAAGCAGUUUAUGCAGUCCAGACAGACACUGCGCAGAUGGAGCCAAUCCACAGUGAAACUGUCCUUACCGACAUUGUGCAGACUGCUACUCUGCAGAGGGACCUAGCCCCAACUGACUUCACAGAGAUUCAGCCAGACAUGUCAACCACCAAUGAGGUAUCCACAAAUGACACUGUCAAUGUGGUCAGUGUCCCCAGCUGCACUCAGGAAGUUGACAUUGACCUCACCCUUGACCUCAGCAAUGAUUUCUGCUCUCCGAUAGAGGAGGAAGAUGACAAUAUGGGUGAUUUUGAUGUCAAUGCUGCUGACAGUAUUGAAAAGACUGGGUGCCAGGUGUCUGUUGGGCUUAAUAGCAGAUUUCUGCAGGUGUCUUUGAUUUGGAUGCCCAUCCUUGACGCCCCUGUUGGUGCCCCGCCAGCCUGCUUCCGCCUCCUCCCAGGGGUCAAAGGGCAGGAAACUGUCAUUCAGGUGAUCCAGACGGACGCACCGCAGCCAGAGUCUCCUUGCUCCUCCAUGUCGAGCCCAGACAGUCUGAGGAGCACCCACCAGCUACGCCCCCUCCUGGCCAGGAGGAAACACUGCACAGCAUGUAGGAUGUCAGGGAAGCUCACCCUGUGUGUCGUGUGUGGACGGUGCUUCCACAGGGAGUGUCACAUUCCACCCAUCUAUGCCUUAUCAACUGAGCGCUGGCAGUGUAUGCUGUGCCGGGACCGCUCUAAUCUGGCGGAGUUGCAGGACUACAGUGGGGCUGACGGGGAACUGUGUAUGAGCCCUCCUGACCAAAUGAGAUGUGAGCGCCUACUACUUGUCCUUUCAUGCAAAAGGUACAGCGUUGUCCUCUACAGACCAGCCAAGCUCUCUUCCCAGUCUUCUCACUACAUCGACAUCACCCUGAUACGGGGACGGUUGCUGCAGAAACUGGUCCCCCCUUACCGCACCCCGUCGGAAUUUGUGUCCGAUGUCUGGCUUCUCCUCCACACACUGUUGAAAAGUGUGAAGUCAGUGGACCGACUUCAGGCAUGUUUUGGGAAGGAGCUGGGCAAAACGUUCGAGGGGACCCUGCACCCUUCGCUGCUCGUCAACCCCCACCGAGGGGAAGCGAAGGGCGGAGAGGAAUGCGGAACAAGAGGGGGACAUGGAGAAAGUGACCAUGAGGAGAAUCUGAGACCUCUUGAGGAAGAGCGCGCAGGCAAAGACAUUUCACACAGGACUAAAUGAAAGAUAGAGAAUGGAAAAGAAGCCUGUAUUUGUAUAUAUUGACUUGAAUUGCUUGCUGAACAUGUUUGUACAUACAGUUGCCUCCAAAUACAUUGGAACCCUUGCACUUAUCUUAAAUAAUUCUCUAUUUAUAAAAUAACAAGAAAUUGAAAAAGUUUUGUUCUCUACACCUUAUUGAAUUUUCAACAUUGCAGAACCAAUUUGUUUUAUUAUUAUUGGUAUAUUUGGCCGCAACUGUAGUUGGUUACAAACACUGGGAAUGAAAAAAAGUGUUGUUUGUGUUUUUUGUGUGUGCAU